This is a messenger RNA of Daucus carota subsp. sativus, 2677 nucleotides long. Its product is annotated as cleavage stimulation factor subunit 77. Gene Ontology annotation, cellular component: nucleus. Bases 240 to 2486 code for a protein of 748 amino acids. Gene Ontology annotation, molecular function: mRNA binding; protein binding. The transcript is spliced from 23 exons. Gene Ontology annotation, biological process: mRNA 3'-end processing. NCBI's taxonomy places the organism in Eukaryota, Viridiplantae, Streptophyta, Magnoliopsida, Apiales, Apiaceae. The record is from RefSeq and is a predicted model, not a curated record.
CAAAAACCUAAUCGGACUGGAAUUUCUCCGCAUAGAACCACAGUUACCGUAGUCGCAUUAAAUCUAUAUACAAUAUACAUACACAUUAGCAUACCAUGUGGCAACAUCGUUAGGGUUCAUCCUGGGCUUAAAUUAUCAAACAGACAUUCAAUUUUACUUUAAUUAGGGUUUUCUUUUGGCGGGUAAUCUCAUAGUCGAUUGUAUCUCCUGCUGCAGGUUGAUUACAAGCUUCACAGUCAAUGUCUGAUAAAUAUAGUGUCGAGGCUGCCGAAAAGCUUGCCAAUGAGGCAUUGCAUUUACCAGUUUCUGCAGCAGUGCCAAUAUAUGAGCAACUUUUACUUGCUUAUCCAACUGCGGCUAAAUUCUGGAAACAGUAUGUGGAAGCACACAUGGGUGAGAAUAACGAUGAUGCAGUAAAACAACUUUUCAGCCGAUGCCUGUUGGACUGUCUCCAAAUCUCUCUUUGGCGGUGUUAUAUUCGGUUUAUCAGGAAAGCAAAUGAUAAGAAGGGGCUAGAGGGUCAGGAAGAGACUAGGAAAGCUUAUGAUUUCAUGCUCAACUGUGUUGGUGAAGACAUUGCAGCCGGACCUGUAUGGAUUGAAUACAUUACCUUUUUGAAGUCCUUGCCUGCUCAUACUGCACAAGAAGAGUCACAGCGAAUGAUUGCUGUGCGAAAAGUGUAUCAGAAAGCCAUCGUCACUCCUACUCACCAUGUUGAACAGCUCUGGAGAGACUAUGAAAAUUUUGAAAAUACCGUCAGCCGUCAACUGGCAAAAGGAUUGUUAUCAGAAUAUCAACCAAAAUACAACAGUGCAAGAGCAGUCUACAGGGAGCGAAAGAAAUAUGUCGAUGAAAUAGAUUGGAAUAUGCUUGCUGUUCCACCAUCUGGCGCUAACAAGGAAGAACUGCAAUGGGUCGCAUGGAAGAAGCUUAUAGCAUUUGAAAAAGAAAAUCCUCAGAGGGUAGACAGCACUUUUGCUAACAAACGAAUUGUAUUCACGUAUGAUCAGUGCCUAAUGUAUUUAUAUCAUUAUCCUGAUAUAUGGUAUGACUAUGCUACAUGGCAUGCAAAAAGUGGCUCGGUAGAAUCUGCCAUUAAAGUAUUUCAUCGAGCUUUGAAGGCUCUUCCAGACUCUGAAUUGCUGAGAUAUGCAUAUGCAGAGCUAGAAGAAUCUCGUGGAUCGAUCCAGCCUGCAAAGAAAACAUACGAAAGUCUUUUGAAGGAUGCAGCGAACACAACAGCACUAUCACACAUACAGUUUAUUCGUUUUCUAAGAAGAACUGAAGGAGUCGAAGCUGCUCGUAGAUACUUCUUAGCUGUGCGAAAUUCUCCCAGUUGCACUUACCAAGUUUAUGUUGCGUAUGCCAUGGUGGCAUUUUGUCUUGACAAGGAUGCCAAGGUUGCACACAAUGUUUUUGAAUCAGGAAUGAAACACUAUAUGCAGGAGCCUGGAUAUAUUCUCGAAUAUGCAGAUUUUUUGUUUCGCUUAAAUGAUGAUAGAAAUAUCAGGGCUUUAUUUGAACGAGCAUUGAGCUCUCUCCCACCCGAGAAAUCUGUUGAGGUCUGGAAAAGAUUCUCUCAAUUUGAGCAGACAUAUGGAGAUCUUGCUAGCAUGCUGAAGGUUGAGCAAAGACGGAAAGAAGCUCUUUCUGGAACAGGGGAGGAAAGUGCAUCAGCUUUAGAAAGUUCACUGCAAGAGGUUGUAUCACGCUAUAGUUUCAUGGAUCUUUGGCCUUGCUCUUCUAAUGAUUUAGACAACCUGGUCAGACAAGAAUGGCUUUCGAAAAAUAUGAAGAAGAAAAUUGAGAAAUUCUCUAUUUCCAAUGGAGCUAUUCAGACAGAUAAAGCCUCUUUAGGACUGGCAACUGGUUCAAAUCAAUCUACAAAGGUUAUUUAUCCAGAUACCUCAAGAAUGAUGGUUUACGAUCCAAGACAGAAGCCUGGACCUUCUGCUCCUGAAGCUCCUAAUUCAGCCACCUUAUCAGGCAUAAAUGUGCCAUCUAUUGUUGGUGGAACAUCUAACAGUCAUAACGACAUUUUAAGAGCUGCUCCGCCUGCUCUGGCGUCCUUCAUUGCUAGUUUACCAGCUGUGGAGGGUCCAUCUCCUGAUGUUGAUUUUGUGUUGUCAAUAUGUUUGCAAAGCAACUUUCCAGCAAAGCAAGCUGGAAAACCUGGAACUACCUCAAAACAAUUGCAGGGUGUCGCUGCCCCAAGUUCGAGUGAUAUCUCUGGAUCGAACAAAUCACAUCUACUUCCCAACAGUUCGUCAUACAAACCAACCAGGGACAGGCAAACUGGCAAAAGAAAAGAUUUUGACAGGCAAGAUGACAAUGAUACUGUUUCUGUACAAAGCCAACCACUUCCUAAAGAUGUUUUUAAGUUGCGCCAGAUGAGAAAAGCCCGUGCUACUGGUUCACAAACCGGAUCCGUUUCAUAUGGAAGCGCAAGUGCGUUUUCAGGGGACCUGUCUGCCAGCUCUGGCUGAAUGACAUGAACAAUCACUAGUGUUGUAUAGUAUCAUUAUCAAAGAAAAAGGAAAUGUAUCAUAGUUAUUAAUAUAUUUGUAACGUUGCCUAUUAUAUUAUCAUAGAGCAGUAGGAAAAUCUUGCAACAUGUCAAGUCUGUAUAAUACAGUUUCUUAUUUAUGUAGUACUGUUUUAAAGGAGUUCAAAAUAA